AUGUCAGCAGAUACAGAAAGUAAACCUGAUUGUGAAGAAAAAAGUACCAAAGAGUGGAAAGGAUUAGAAUCAGUUAGCAACGAGGUUGAGAAAGCCGCUACGAAAAUAAACGUUGCUCAUCAACAAUAUCAUCAAGAUAUUGAUGGCUUAAUAGAAUACGUUGCUAAUGUACAACAACAAUUUACAGCCUUAAAAGAGACCGAUCAAGAUCCUAUAUCCAGCUUUUCAAUCAUUCAGUCCUUAACGCGAACCAUAGAACGUAUCAAGGAGACUGUAUCGAAAAUUUCCAGUAAUCAUAAAGAACUUCAUUCCAGUAUUUCGAAAAUAGGAAAGGCUAUUGAUAAGAACUUUGUAACGGAUGAUCAUAUACUGGGCAAGGAAGACGUCGUGGACGCAAAUAAACAAGGCGCAUUAAUGGAAAUCAUCUGUGAACAUUUACUACGGCUUGGUUGUAUCGAUGUCGGUAGAACCCUUAUUAAGGAGGCAGAAUUAGAUUGGGACGAAUCUAGACUAGAGCCUUUUAUGGAAUUAAAUCAGAUCCUGCGGGCAUGUAGAGACCAUAACUUAGAUCCUGCAAUGCAAUGGGUAGUGCAACACAAACCUGCCUUGGAUGCUAGAAAUAGCCCGUUAGAGUUUAUGUUACAUCGAAUUAAAUUUAUAUCGCUAUUGCAAGAUAAUGAACGCCGGGCUUUGGAAUAUGCUCGUCAUUUUAGCAGCUGUAGCCAAAGACAUCAAAAAGAAUUACAAAAGUUGAUGGCAUGUUUCCUAUUCAGUAAAAAUGGUCGUCUUUCAACUUCACCCUAUGCGACGUUUUUGAAUCCCAAUAUUUGGAUGGAGGUUUGCGAUGUCAUUGUUAGUGAUGCUUGUGCUCUAAUGGGUCUACCAUGCGAGAGCUCGUUAGCUAUAAGUUUAAAUGCGGGUUGUUUAGCUGCAACUUCUCUUCUAAUGCUCAAGUCUCAAUUAAAGUAUCCUCACUUACAUGAUGUUUGGUCGAACGCUGAUGAAUUGCCUAUUGAGAUUGACUUGGGCCCGAAAUAUCGGUUCCAUUCGGCAUUUGCUUGUCCAGUAAUGCGAAGUAGAAGUACGGAAGCGAAUCCACCCAUGAGGCUUUCUUGUGGACAUGCAAUUUCCAAAGAAGCUGUCAACAAGCUAUUAACUGGCAGCAAGCCUAAUCUCGAUUACAUGUAA
Messenger RNA from Trichoplax adhaerens, 1188 nucleotides. RefSeq lists its product as uncharacterized. Gene Ontology annotation, biological process: proteasome-mediated ubiquitin-dependent protein catabolic process. Gene Ontology annotation, molecular function: ubiquitin-protein transferase activity. The record is from RefSeq and is a predicted model, not a curated record. Gene Ontology annotation, cellular component: GID complex; nucleus; cytoplasm. The coding region runs from base 1 to 1188 and encodes 395 amino acids. NCBI's taxonomy places the organism in Eukaryota, Metazoa, Placozoa, Uniplacotomia, Trichoplacea, Trichoplacidae. The transcript is spliced from 9 exons.